AUGAUAUAUUCGGGUGGAGAGAAGGCUGAACGUGGUGUAGCAGUGUUACUUGACAAGCAAGUUAGACAAGCUGUUAAGGAAGUGGACUGUUGCAGCGACAGGCCGAUGGUAGUACGGUUGAGUGGUAGACCAGUAGAUAUAGUAGUAAUUAUUGUUUACAUGCCAACUAGUGACCAACCAGAUGAAGAAGUUGAGGACGUAUAUGAUAAGAUAGAGGAAAAAGUAGCAAGCUGUAAAGGGAAGGAUUAUGUACUGGUACUAGGAGAUAUGAAUGCAACAGCUGGGAAUGAAAAGAUCUUAAAUGUAACCGGUAAUUAUGGGCUUGGGAACAGGAACACCAGAGGAGAAAUGCUUGUUGAUUUCUGUAUGAGGAACAACUUAACGUUAACAAACACAUUGUUCAAGAACAACCAGAGAAGAAGACAGCGAUAUAAGACCAGCGUGAAGAACUCAUGCUCCUACCCAGGAGCAGAUGUUGGUUCUGAUCACAAUCUGGUAAUUAUGAAAGUAGAUCUUAAAAUGAAAAUGGUUGCAAAGGCAAAAGUUAUUCAGAAAUGGAACAAAGAUCAACUAAUCACUGAAAAAGAGAUGAUUUUUCUAAGGCAACCAACAAUGAACUGA
Molecule: messenger RNA, 621 nt
Organism: Penaeus indicus
Lineage: Eukaryota; Metazoa; Arthropoda; Malacostraca; Decapoda; Penaeidae
Product: craniofacial development protein 2-like
Exons: 2
Coding region: 1-621 (206 amino acids)
Biological process (GO): chromatin remodeling
Cellular component (GO): nucleus
Source: RefSeq, a predicted model, not a curated record